GAGACACCAGACCAGCCCCUCCAAAAUGUGCGUCAGUGAAAGUGUUUAGACUGGGGAUCCAGCACACUCACACGCACUUUCCCGUUAGGCACACAUCAACAGCAGUACUUCAUUUGGGAAUGGGAAGAUCAUACCAAAUAAUCAUGUUAGAGAACAAGGUUUUUUCCUGUUUUGUAUUCUAUAGUGUUCUCCUGGUAAUCAAGAUGUACAUCAUAGCAAUCAUCACUGGACAAGUAAGGCUGCGCAAAAAGGCUUUUGCGAACCCAGAGGACGCACAGAGACAUGGUGGCCUCCAGCACUUCAGAGAGGAUCCAGAUGUAGAGCGGUGCCAAAGGGUUCACCGUAACGACAUGGAGAAUAUCGUCCCCUUCCUGUUCCUGGGGGCCGUCUACUCCCUGAUUGGCCCGUCACUGGCCGUGGCCCGCGCUCACUUCCUGGUCUUCUUCCUAUUCCGCAUGCUCCAUACGCUGGCCUACCUGUGUGUCCUGCGGGCACCCAUGCGCUCCCUGGCCUACGUGAUCGCCCAGGUGCCCUGCAUCUCCAUGGCUGUUCAGAUUCUCACGGCUGUGUCCUCGUAUGCGUGUUCUGACUCUAUUGGUGACCACGUCAAUCUGUGAUCAAUCUCAGUGGAUGAUUAGGGCCUGAUAAGAGCAGUAGAGAAUACUGCUUGUAAGAGGGACAGAUGUUUUUCAUAUGAGGGAAAUCCUAAAGACUGUAUUGUCAUCAGACUGCAAUGCUACAAUAGCAGUUUGUGCCUCUCAGCAAUGCUCUCUUAAGUGUACACUGUUGUGCUCUAGCUAGUACAUCUUCAUGUAGUACUGUAUUCUUUUACAUCUUAGUCACAUAGCAGACGCUCUUAUCCAGAGCAACUUGCAGACGCCUUGCUCAAGGGCACAUAGACAGAUUUUUCACCUAGUUGGCUCGGGGAUUUGAACCAGCAACCUUUCAGUUACUAGCCCAAUGCUCUUAACCGCCAGGCUACCUAUAUGCUACAGAAUGUUGAAGUCAAUUGACUCCCUCUGAAGGUCAUGGGGACACUGCUCUCUGAAGAAAAAGGUUAACCUUUCGAUUAACAUGUAACUUUCAUCACACAUGCAUCCUGCCAAUCAUGCAUUUAGACAACAGAAUGUUGGAGAUGGAAUAACAGGUAAUCCUGUCCAUUAAAUGGAAUGGUUUUCAACAUAAAUCAGGAUCUGGGUUCAAUGUACAGUAAAUGGGAUGUUAUUGACUGUGGUAGGUAGCAGGAGACAAGCCAUGUCUUGUCCCUCUCUGUGUGCGCAUAGCCGCGGAAAGGAUUUUGGUGGGUGGGGGGACACCAUUUUUAAUUUGUUUUGCCCAUGCUGAGGACCGCUAUAUCGGUCCACUAAUAUAGGACUAGUACUUCUUUUGUGAAAAUGUUUUACUAAAUGUAUUUGAGUGUUUACCAGCAUUUGUAACUUGAGUCUGAUAAUUAUCUGUACAAAACAGUUAAUCUGAUAAUACUUGUGGAAUAUACAAAUAUUUGCUUUAAAUAUUUUUUCCACUUUCUUGAAAUACUUUGCAAAUGCAACUUAUUUCUAUGUGAAAAUAGAAAUAGACUAUUCAUUCCUUUUACAUUUUAGCAAACACUCUUAUCCAGAGCAACUUACAGUAGUUAGUACGUACAUUUUCAUACUGGUCCCCUGUGGGAAUCGCACCCUCCCACAACGCUAGCACUACUAACCACGGCAUCACAUCACAUCAUCACAAACCACUUGAUGUCUCAAUGUACUCAAUGCAUGGUGAUGAAAAGACUACAGGUACAAACCUAGAUGACCAGCCUAUGUACAAUACAGUGAUGUAUAUUUACAUUAAGUGGUUUGUAAGGAUGGUAAAUUAAUACUGCACAAAAGUGUUUUUCUUCCAUGUUAUUUGAUUAAGAAAAAUAUUACAUUUGAUGUGGAUGUUUUUUGUCUUUGCGCAUAACUUUGUACCUUCUGAUGUAAAUGUUUGAGGACAGGGUUUUGUUCUUUCUGGAUUCCAUUAGAAUGACAAUCUCUGAGAAAGGGACAGGGCAACAACUCUUACAAUUCCAGCUAUUGAAUCCUGGAAAAUGCUGUUCUUAAUUAUACAACUACCUUUUUUGCCAAAACAGAGAUUUUUUUGUUGUUGUCCGCGCUACAGAAGUCUAUAUCGGUCCGCUAAUACUAGUAAAGGCCCAUUGCACUA
Molecule: messenger RNA, 2187 nt
Organism: Salmo salar (Atlantic salmon)
Lineage: Eukaryota; Metazoa; Chordata; Actinopteri; Salmoniformes; Salmonidae
Product: prostaglandin E synthase
Biological process (GO): prostaglandin biosynthetic process
Cellular component (GO): membrane
Molecular function (GO): prostaglandin-E synthase activity
Source: RefSeq, a predicted model, not a curated record